AUGAGUCACAGCGGCUUCUUUCUGAGGCUUUUCACCGACGCAGGUUUGGAGAUAAGCUGUCCGUCAGGAAAUUUGGUCUACAUCAAUCCCGUCUCCGCCGAUCUUCAGCAAUGUCAACAGCAACUUGGACAUUACGAUGAAUCAACAUGUCCUGUGGGCACAGUCUGCGAGCGAUUUCCUAUCCUUGUUCCAGAUUUUCAGGAUUAUUGUUGCUGGAAGAAGGAAGGACGAAUAAACGCAACCAACUCAAACAUGGGGAGCAAUAAAUCAUCUAGAAAAGUUGUGCCGGACAGAGGUAUUGUGAAGGGAAUCGUGGAGAAGCCGAUGAUUUCAGAAACCGAUGAUCUUGACGAAGGAUCAGAUCAUAGAAGUACGGAAACAUCCAGUUUAUCCAAAAUGUCCUCAUCUGAAGAGGAAGAGCUGGCAAUGAUAGUCGAUGCGAGACAAAUUAGGAGAAAACUUCGAGGGAGAAAAACUACAACGACAACGACGACGCAGGAGCCAGAAACUACGCCAGCAACAAGAAGACCAAUGUCAAGCCUCCCUCAAUGCAAUAAUCCGGAUGAGCAAGUUUUCAUUGAUGUCGGAAAUCGUUUGAGAGAUUGCUAUUUUCAGCGUUGCGAACAUGGUUACCACUGUGAGUUCAACAAAUACAUGAGACGAUUCAUAUGCUGCGGACAAGAGAGCAUAGUGGUUCCUCCUCCAGGGCUGCCCAUGAUACCAGCUCCCAAACCAUUAAAUCCACGACCCAGACGUCCAGCACCCCGACCUUUUGGAAUGCUUGGAGAUGAUAGCGACAGUUCAAAUAAUUUUCGCAACCGUCCGAGCUUGUGCUGUGAAUAUAGCGGGUGUCCAUGGAUCGACGACAAGGAAAAAUGGAACAGAUUCUGCGGCAACCGAAAAAGCGAAUGUGAAAAUGGCGACAGCAGAAGUAACAAGUGUCCAAACCAAAGAGGCUCAGUUGUUAGUCAAACUGUCAAUAUGCCGCAGAACUACAGAAUCAGCGAUUGUGGACAUCAGCAACAAAGCAAUAUACCAUGUUUAUCCCGUAGAUUUGAGGUAGCAGGACCUGUACAAUCCCUUUUGUGGGUUAAAAAAGAUGGAAGUCCAGGACUCGUUCAAGAACACAAUGUAGUUCUUCCUGGACGCAGCGGCACAGAUCCAGAAAUGAGUUUUACUUCAAAAGCCUUUGGAAAUUGCGAUAAAACCCUCUCAUUCUCCCAAAUGCUGGGAACACUUUGCAGAGGCUCAAAUGGGAAACAUACAAGCAGUGGGUUUGCUAAUCGGCAAAGUAUGCCUUUGGGAGAACGCCUAAUCAUACCACAAAUACAAAAUCAUGAGAUUCCAAGAGCGGGGAAAUUGGACGCUUCCCGCCAAAACACUGACCGUUACGGUAAAUUACAAUAA
Messenger RNA from Cylicocyclus nassatus, 1407 nucleotides. The record is from the annotation of a GenBank genome assembly. NCBI's taxonomy places the organism in Eukaryota, Metazoa, Nematoda, Chromadorea, Rhabditida, Strongylidae.